Messenger RNA from Yamadazyma tenuis ATCC 10573, 1439 nucleotides. RefSeq names its product cAMP-dependent protein kinase catalytic subunit (gene TPK2). Gene Ontology annotation, biological process: protein phosphorylation. NCBI's taxonomy places the organism in Eukaryota, Fungi, Ascomycota, Pichiomycetes, Serinales, Debaryomycetaceae. The record is from RefSeq and is a predicted model, not a curated record. Gene Ontology annotation, cellular component: nucleus. Gene Ontology annotation, molecular function: protein serine/threonine kinase activity; ATP binding.
AGGGUUCUCUCCAAUUUCAAUUUCACUCGUCAAGGGUUAGUGUUCCCAGUUUAUCUCAUGGGUCAUACCAAUCUUAAUCUAUUACAGAAACUUCAUAUCACUAAGUCUGCUGCCACCCAAGAAGUGACCCAAGAAGUGACCGUUGAUUCCUUGAAUAACGUCGCCGCAAUGGAUUAUUACCACUCGCAACAACCGCAUCUUCCCCAACAAGAAUCACAUUCCACCCAACCCCAUGGUACUCAGGCCCCUUCAAUGCACACUCCUGUGAGUGUCCCUACCCCGGUGCAUGUCCAGACGGCUCAAUUGCCCAUCGACCGCACCAGUGAAGCCAUCAAAAGAUCGUUAUUACCACAACGCUCCACCGUGUCGAAGGGGAAGUACUCUCUUGGAGAUUUCCAUAUCAUGAGAACUCUUGGAACCGGUUCAUUUGGAAGAGUACAUCUUGUUCGGUCCGUGCACAAUGGCCGGUAUUAUGCUAUUAAGGUGUUGAAAAAACAACAGGUGAUUAAGAUGAAGCAGGUGGAACAUACAAACGAUGAACGAAGAAUGUUGAAAUUGGUCGAGCAUCCGUUCUUGAUCAGAAUGUGGGGGACCUUCCAGGACUCCAAGAAUUUGUUUAUGGUGAUGGACUAUAUUGAAGGGGGUGAAUUGUUUUCGCUUUUGAGAAAGUCCCAACGGUUUCCAAACCCUGUGGCCAAGUUUUAUGCAGCUGAAGUCACGUUAGCGUUGGAGUACUUACACAGCCACGACAUAAUUUACAGAGAUUUGAAGCCAGAAAACAUCUUAUUGGACAGAAACGGCCACAUCAAGAUCACUGACUUUGGGUUCGCCAAAGAAGUAAAUACGGUUACUUGGACAUUGUGUGGAACUCCAGACUAUAUUGCUCCAGAAGUGAUCACCUCCAAACCCUAUAACAAGUCUGUAGACUGGUGGUCUUUGGGAGUAUUGAUUUUCGAAAUGUUGGCGGGUUAUACUCCAUUCUAUGAUUCAACACCCAUGAAGACUUAUGAGAAGAUUUUGUCAGGAAAGAUUCACUACCCCAGUUUUUUCACACCCGACGUCAUUGAUUUGUUAUCUAGUUUGAUGACGGCAGAUUUAACCCGGAGAUUAGGAAACUUGAUGAACGGUCCAGCUGAUAUCAGAAAUCACCAAUGGUUUUCUGAGGUCAUUUGGGAGAAGAUUUUGGCUAAAGAUAUCGAGACUCCUUAUGAACCUCCUAUCACCGCUGGAGUAGGAGACUCGUCGUUGUUUGAUCAUUAUCCAGAAGAACAGUUGGAUUACGGGUCUGCUGGGGAAGAUCCAUAUUUCCAGUACUUUACAGAGUUUUAGUGAGCUCACCAAGUUCGAGAUGAUUGGGGAUUUAGUGCCACUGUCGGAGCUACUCUACUCGAAUCAUUUGUGAUAUAUACAUUUCUUCUAUAAUACAUAUAAAAUACGUU